Molecule: messenger RNA, 3093 nt
Organism: Daucus carota subsp. sativus
Lineage: Eukaryota; Viridiplantae; Streptophyta; Magnoliopsida; Apiales; Apiaceae
Exons: 1
Coding region: 1-3093 (1030 amino acids)
Biological process (GO): regulation of transcription by RNA polymerase II
Cellular component (GO): nucleus
Molecular function (GO): transcription regulator activity; acyltransferase activity, transferring groups other than amino-acyl groups
Source: RefSeq, a predicted model, not a curated record
AUGAGAAAGCAAAGCCUUGUGAUUGAUGAGAAAGUGGAGGUUCGAUCCACUGAUGAUGGGUUUCUUGGUUCGUGGCAUUCUGGUACUGUGAUCUCUCUCGAAAAGGGUAUUCGAUUAGUUCAAUAUGAUCAUCUUUUAUCUGAUAGUAAUGAUAAGCUUGUUGAGUCUGUCAAUGUGAAUAAUGUUGUUGAUGGUUUUGAUUGCAUGUUGGUUAUUGAUUGUUGUUUUCGUAAUUUGAUACGUCCUGUGUCGCCUUUGAUUGAUUUUGAUUUGCGGGGUGUUGAGUAUGGGCAAUGUGUUGAUGUUUAUUAUUUGGAUGCUUGGUGGGAAGGUGUGAUUUUUGAUCGUCGAGAUGGGGAGAAAGAGAGGAGUGUUUUUUUUCCGGAUUUGGGUGAUGAAUUGAGGGCUGAGGUUGGGUGUAUGAGGGUUAGUCAGGAUUGGGAUGAGUGUAGUGGGGAUUGGAAGGUGCGUGGGAAGUGGUUGUUACUUGAGUUGAUUGAUGAAUUGGAGAAGUGUUGGCCGGUUGUUGUUUCGAUUAAACAGAUUUGGUAUGAUAUUAGGGUGAAGCAGGGGUUUGUUGAGAAUGUGAAGGAGUGGACUUGUUUGAGGAGUGAUGUGUGGAGAGGGUUGUUGGAGGAAGUGAUUGUGGAUAAUUUUAAGUUGACUGUGAAGGAGUUGUACCGGGAGUUGGAGGUUUCGGGGGUAAAGGGAUUGGGGGAGUGCUAUCAGAUUUUGGAGCUAAGUGGUUCUGAAUUGUAUGAUUUGAUAAAGAGUGAACCUGCUGGUGUGAUUGGUGGAGACGAACCGGUGGAGAAUGUUGGAUUGCAUAUGGUGCCUUUAUCUAGCUCAGUCGAAGGUGUGGAGAAUGUUGGAUUGGAUAUGGUGCCUUUAUCUAGCUCAGUCGAAGGUGAAGCACAAUGUGUGAGUCCUUCAAAAAUAGCAGCCAUGGAUUCUAAUGUUGAUGAUGAGUUAUACAAGGACGGUUCAUGUGCUAAAAAUGAUGAAUUUUGCAAUAAUAGUCGUAAAGGGUUGAAAAAAAUUAACCUUAAUGUUUGGUAUUCGGCUGAUUUGGCUCCCAGGUCUUGUGAAGAUGCAAUCAAGGUUUACUUGAAGUGCCAAGCAUCCAUGGAUAGGAUUCAGAUUCCCCACAAGGUUACAGUAAAUCUCAGGAGACACCUCUUAUAUUUGGGCUGGAAAGUUGAAUAUAUUCAAAAAGAAGGUUUCCGGAGAUGGCGUUAUACCCAACCUGAUGGCACUGAUAAGUUUAAUUCACUUGUUAAAGUCUGUGAGCAAAUAGGAAAAUCUGAUUUUGCAGAAGUUUCUCAGUUUCCUUCAGAAGAGAAAAAUAAGUCAGGGGAUGCUGUUGAGUGUGAAGUUUCUCUUGAUCAAUAUAGGUUGAGAGAUGUUGAUGAUCCGGUGGUCUUAACUCCAUUAGCAAAGACGUCUCAAGGAUGUCAAAGUGAACUUUUAAAAGAUUCUCAGGGUAUGUUAGAGUAUGAAUAUUGUCCGCAAGCUGUUAUAAGUUAUUAUUCACUUGAAUUUAAGAAAACAGCUUACCCCAAACAUCAUGAUUUAUUUAAGGAUAUGCAAGUGAAAGCAAAGAAGCACCUGUCUGCUGUUGGGUGGAAGUUCUAUAUCGUAUUAAAAAAUGGUAGGAAAAAGGAAUUGAGGUACCGGGCGCCAUGGGGAAAGGUGUUCCUUUCACUUCGAUCAGCUUGCAAGGGAUAUUUAGAUGAAAAUAGAAAGGUGUGCAAGCUAGCUGAUAUGACUGAUAAACAGCAGCAUCAGAACAAUGAAGAAGAAGACGAUUUAUGCUCGGUCUGUCAUUCUGAUGGUACAUUAAUUUUAUGUGACCGGUGUCCAUCUGCUUUCCAUUCACGUUGUGUAGGUUUGAAAGAGGAUCCCUGUGAUGCUGUUUGGUUCUGCCCAUCAUGCUGCUGCAGAAUUUGUGGUGCGGGUGAAAACAGUUGCGACAGUGAAGUGUCUGCGGAAUACAGUUUUGUUAAUUGUGAUCAAUGUGCGCGUCAAUAUCAUAUAAGUUGCCUAAAGAAGAAAGAAAUUGUGCCAGAUAGUUAUCCUAUUGGAUGUUGGUUCUGCAAUAAAAAAUGUGAACAAAUUUCAUUUGCACUCAAAAGCCUUCUAGGUAAGCCAGUUCAAGUUGGGACAAAUGGUUUAACUUGGACUUUAUUAAGGUAUGUGAAUCCUGAAGAAUCUGUUCAGUCUGAUAUUGGGAAUCUGAAAGAGAACGAUAGAAAACUUAAGGUUGCUCUCAGAGUGAUGCUGGAGUGUUUUGUAUCCGUAAAGGAACCUCGAACUAGGAGCGACAUUGUUGAAGAUGUUAUAUAUAACAGAGGGUCAAGGGUAAACCGUUUGAACUAUCGUGGGUUCUACACAGUGCUUCUAGAGAAAAAUGAUAAAUCAGUUAGUGCAGCUACUGUAAGAAUUUAUGGAGAGAAGGUGGCAGAAUUACCCUUUGUUGCUACACGUUUCCGAUAUCGAAGACAAGGAAUGUGUCACAUUCUGUUGAAUGAGCUUGAGAAGCUACUCAGAGAACUAGGAGUGGAGAGGCUAGUUUUGCCCGCUAUUCCAGAGAUGCUCGACACUUGGACAUCUUCAUUUGGAUUUUCAGUGAUGCCCCAAUCGGAUAGAUUGAAACUGUUGGAUUAUACUCUUAUAAAUUUCCCGGGCACUACCAUGUGCCAAAAACUUUUAUCGAAGAAUCACUGCAUAGAAUCAAGUCCACGAAAAACUAUUGAACAACAUUGUGGUGUUGCCAAUAGAAAUGAUAAUGUGGAUCUUGGAAAUAGCAGUACUGUCAUUGUAGGGCUUCCAGCAGUUCAAGUGCUAGGCCAGAGAUCCAAGAAUCGUGUUCGAGGCAGUAGAAGUAGAGCUAACGGUGUUGACAGAUCAUCUGGCCUGGUGAGCCAUUGCCAAACCACUGGUUUUAAACUUAUACCUUCUCAAAGUAAGAUCACUCUCAAGAGUUCAGUUGACGAAACUGACUGCAAAGAAGAUGAGAACCGUGGUAAUGGUAAAAUCACGUGCAGCAAGAGGAGAAAGAUAGCGAAGCCUGUGGAGGGAGUUGCAUGCUAG